AUGAGGAUUGUGAUUUUGAUCGUUGCGUUUGCAAUUUUGCUUCAAUUGACAGCGGUUACACAGGCUUUAAAACAAGAGGGUAAGUUUCAGCUUUGUUUUACUAGUAUUUCAAAGGUGUAACUUCUCUUUCGCCCGCGAAAUGUCGCAUCAGAUAAUACGUGAAAAAGUUUUCACUAUCACGGCAAGCAAUUCACUUUUCCCUACAACGCAAGGACUUACUAAGUUAACAUUUGCUAAAAUCAAAGCGUGUCAGACAUGGGAAUCUAAAAAUGAAAGCUUUACCGAUGGGGCAUUUUAAAAAACCUUUUCACACUUCAUCGGAAGAGUUAACAAGUUCGUGGUUGCCAUGGUCGCAUCCGCUGGGCAGUGCGCCCUUGACUAGCGUGUACGCACCAAGCACACGCGCUUUAAUCAGUAUAUUUUUGAAGUGCAACAAUAACGGUCACUUCUCAGUUACUCAAAAAAUCAACAACAUAUGUGGCUUGGAAAACUUUUUUGUUAUAGAUCAAUAGGAAACAAAAUUAUAAAAAAGGAUGGUGAUUUAUUUGUUCUCUCUUUUUCCCUAGAUAAUUUUCAAGCCAUUGAAUGGCAAAAACUACCUUUCGAAGAUUUUAACGAAGAAACCUUCGUGGUCGGAACUUGGAACGAUAAGGUUGGUUUUUUUUCAGAAAAAUUCUGAAAAACUUCAUGAGGUUUCAAAUUGCGGACAAUCGAAGAGAUAAUAAUAGGAUGUCUUUCACGAGGACGUGCAUCAAAAAAAAAGGGCAAUGGUUAAUGUGAAUGUUGACGUAUUUUUCAUUCCUUUUGUCAUAGGAAUACGUGAUAAAGAUUCGAGUGUUGUCACUGGAUCUGGAUAUGAAACUUGUUUUCCCCGGCAAAAGAGGCUCUCGAGAUUUGAACGGUCCACCUUUUGGGAACGAUCCACCGAAUCUUGGAAAGGUACUCAAGCCACGUUUCAAGUCCUGUACAAUUACUUGUUUCGUCGAGUUUUAUCUAAUUCGUCUUAUCCUCUUUUCUCUCGGUCUUAUUUAUAUCUGUUAGAUUCUCAAGUGCAAAGAACUACCGGAGUACCCUGGGAAUAUGACAUGUUCUGAGUACCAAGAGUACAAACGGAAAGAACCAGGACUGAUCACUCGAGUGGGGACGAUGAUAAAAAACACGUGGAGCUUUACGGUGACGACAGUGGUUGAAACUUGGAAUAUGUGUUCUAACGGCGUUGGAACAACGGCUAAGAACAUUUGGAAUGCAUUGAAAUGGAUGAUGGAUUUGGUCGGUAAAGCUUGGAAAGGAAUGUUGGAGUGGUUCGGUAGAAUUAGGAAAGGAUUGACAGAUUACGUCGGUGAAAUCUGGAACGGAAUGAAAAGGUGGGCGGAACGGAUUUUUUUAACGAUGAUGUGGGCGGAUGAAUAUGUUUACCAUGGAGGCUUACGGGUGGCCGAGUGGUACUGGCACUAUACAGAAUGGUUGACAGGGCUGACUUGGAACGGAACGGAAUGGAUUUGGGAUCAGAUUCAAUGGUUGAACGGCGUCUCAAAGGAAAAUGCUUCAUGGCUAGCUGAGAAAGCAUGGAUUGGAUCAAAACAGUGGGCCGAGUGGGCAUGGGGGGAAGCGAAACGGUUAGCGGACUGGUCAUGGAAAACGAUUAAAAGGAAUUGUAAACCACUUGAACCUGCGCUUGAGUACGUUUUGGAGACGGGAGAAGUUCUGAUCAAGUUUUACAAUAAAUAUGUUCACGGUGAGUAGAAAGCCUUGAGAGAAAUACUCCAACGAACUCUGUGAAAACCCUUGGAAAUAUUCCUGUAUACUCGAGAGAUGGCCAAAUCAAGUUUCAAUUUCUUUGAUGUAAUUUUUUUGUUUCCUUUCCUAACAGGACAUCUUCUCAAAAUUAAAAGCCACAUUAUUAUCUCGACCUGGCGUGAAGCUGGUCACACAAUCUCAGUCGUAUUGCUGAUGAACUUUGUUGUGCUGGCUGUUUAUAAGUUGAUUUCGUGGCCUGUGAAGUUGAUCCGGCGAAGACGGUGAGUAGAGAAACAAAACCGAUAUAAAAAAACAAUUGGCUAAGGUAUUUUAACAAACUCAUACAUCGAAAUCGUAGGAAACUCUUUAAACAGCCUAUUAGUUUUAACUAAGUCACCAAAUGGACGUUUUAUGUCUACUUUUGACAAAUGCUUUCUCUCCCAACUAACCUUUGCUAAUUUCCUUCCUGCAAUAUUUCAUUACAGGCAAGCUUACAAAGAAUGGAAAGAAGCCGAAGAAGCUUCCUGGAGAUUACCACCAAGACGUCAGUCUCGACAAAACAAUCGAGUCUGGGAAAAUCCCAAGAAGAAAAAGCUCUACAGGAUUAAAAAUUGA
Messenger RNA from Pocillopora meandrina, 2352 nucleotides. The record is from the annotation of a GenBank genome assembly. NCBI's taxonomy places the organism in Eukaryota, Metazoa, Cnidaria, Anthozoa, Scleractinia, Pocilloporidae.